Oreochromis aureus is the source of this 1069-nucleotide messenger RNA. RefSeq names its product interleukin 12a (gene il12a). Gene Ontology annotation, biological process: immune response. Gene Ontology annotation, cellular component: extracellular region. Gene Ontology annotation, molecular function: growth factor activity; interleukin-12 receptor binding. The record is from RefSeq and is a predicted model, not a curated record. The transcript is spliced from 7 exons. NCBI's taxonomy places the organism in Eukaryota, Metazoa, Chordata, Actinopteri, Cichliformes, Cichlidae. The coding region runs from base 81 to 713 and encodes 210 amino acids.
UACUUUGAUAUGUUGAUGUAGGGCGGGGUCAGCAUCCAGGACUGUGGGCUAUAUAUAGUCUGAAAGGAAAGGCACUGGCUAUGGAUGCUGAACGAAUCCCAGCUUACGUCGCCAGCUGUGUGCUGCUGCUGUCCCUGAGCUGGCGCACAUCCGAAGCUCUCCCGGUGCCGGCACCGAGCCCGGGGACCGGCGGUCAGUGCGCCGACUUCUACAAGAUGCUCCUGCUGAACAUCUCAAACGCUCUGGACAGUAUUUAUUUGACUGAUGGUAUCCAAUCCGAAAAAAUUGAGAUGAGGAGUACUGGGGACACAGUACUGGCCUGUGCACCCACUCUGACUCAGAACUUAGGUUGCGUGACACAAAGAAAUUCUUCCUUCAGUGAGAGUGAAUGUCUGAAGAACAUAAAGAUGGACCUGCUCUACUAUCAUGAAGAGAUUGCGUCUUACCUCGGAGGUCCUCUCAAAAAUGGUCCAGAGGAAAUUAGACUUCUGAGCCCAAUCGUGGAAAUCACAAAGAAUCUCACAGAGAACUGCUUUCCACAGCUGGAUGUAGAGAACCUGCCCUCAAAGGCAUCAAAGGAUGACAAGAAGUGGGGCAAUGACUCCUACAGCAACCGGCUGGAGAUGAAUAAGAUGAUGAAAGGCUUCCACAUCAGAGCCAUCACUAUCAACCGAGCCAUUGGCUACAUCUCCUCGGGAGACCACAGGAAGUAAACGUCCUGCAACCUCUUCCACUUCAACCUCAUCAAAUAAUAGCACAACAAAUAUCAAAUCUCUAUUAUCACAUCAGAACAAGCUGUCCUAAUUAGUCACUACCAUCUCUUUCAACUGCUGACCAAGUUCUACAAUAUACCUGUUGCACAACUGCCUGCACUGAAGGAAGUUUACUCAGGCAUAAGCUAGCUGGUUCGACUCCAGCAUCUGCAUUCAGUAAGUGCUGAAGAAUGUUCAAACUAUUGAUACGGUUAGGCGUGUGUUAUAAUGAUUUUAUUUAUUUAUUUAUUGCAUCUAUUUAUUUAUUUGAUCUCCAGUUGUGUUAUUUAUUAUUAUUUAAAUAAAGUAUUUUGUUA